AAACGACGUUUUAUUCCUCGAUGAUAAGAGCAACAACAGCUGGAUGAACUAAACUACACUUGACUAUAACGAAUUGGGUGUUCUCAGGUUAUGAAUUCUCCGACCGGUUUUGGUCUUACUUACCGUACGAAUCGUCAAAAAUGAACCGUAGCGAAUCUGAGUGGGCCUUCCAACGUUUUCUUCAAGAGGCUCGACAAGGAUCUUCUCCGCAACAAUCUUCUUCGGCGGCUGCUGCUGCUUGUGCUGACACCAAUAACGAUACUGUUGUUGAGAUCAAAGGUCUCCACAGUGACCGCAAUAAUAAAAACGUUGCUGAUGUAAAGGGUGGCAACAAAACGACGGGGUCGUUUAACGUGGCCGCCUCCAAUGGCGUGGCUCCGAGUAUUCCUGUGGAUGCUGAGGACGACUACCAGACUAUUCUUAAGAACAAGCUUAAUCUUGCUUGUGCUGCUGUUGCUUUGUAUCGAGGAGCUUAUGUAAGACCCCAAGAUUCUUCUGCAAGAGCUGACAGUGGAUCAGAGGCCUCCAAUACCCCACAACUAGGAUCUCAUGCUCCUUCCAAAGGAGCCACAUUGUCUAGGUCCCUAGAUAAGGAUUCUAAUGGACUUAAUGGAAUUCCCUCAUCAACCACCCUAACGAAAAAUGUUGCAUCAUUGAAGUCAGCAAACAGUGGAUUAUCAAGAGAGCAGUCCGAAGAUGAUGAAAUUGAUGGAGAAACUGAAACAACUCAGCAUAUGGACCCUGUUGAUGCAAAACGGGUCAGGAGAAUGCUUUCCAAUAGAGAGUCAGCUAGACGCUCUAGAAGAAGAAAGCAGGCCCAUUUGAGUGAACUUGAGACACAGGUUUCUCAACUAAGAGUUGAAAAUUCAUCUCUACAGAAACGUCUCACUGACAUAAGCCAAAAAUACAAUGAAGCAGCUGUUGACAACAGAAUUCUGAAAGCUGAUGUUGAAACAUUAAGAGCAAAGGUGAAGAUGGCUGAGGAAUCAGUCAAGAGACUUACUGGGCUCAACCCUAUGUUCCAUGGCAUGUCAGAAGUAUCCACUAUGAGUCUACCAUCAUUUGGUGGAAGCCCUUCUGAUACUUCGACAGAUGCUGCUGUUCCUGUGCAAGAUGACUCGGAUCAUCACUUCUUUCAUGCCCCAGAUAGUCAUAUGCCUACUCAUUACCAGAGUGUCAACACUGCUUUGCCUGACAUGUCUUCUGCUGAAAAUGUGCAAUCGAAUGGUGGGGCACCAUCCCUGAUGGGGAGUAAGAUUGAAAGAACUGUUUCCAUGCAGCGAGUGGCUAGCUUGGAGCAUCUGCAAAAGAGAAUUCGUGGGGGAGUAAGUCCUCAUGGACCUGGGUCAGGUGGAGAAAAGUAGUAACAAACGGCUUGACCCUUGUCUGAAGAAGUUUCUUGUUGAAACUUGAUUCAAUUGCAGUAUUAUUUUGGGUUCCAAACUCUUAUUCUACAUUUAUUCAUAUAAGUCAAACUUCUCUGGGUCAGAUUGUUAUAUUAACCUUCAGUUAUUAAUCAACUAAUUAGUACAGUUUCAUUUAGCAGUGUCAUUCCAUCUGCUGAAUGCACGAUUGUUUUUCUACCA
Mangifera indica (mango) is the source of this 1586-nucleotide messenger RNA. RefSeq names its product light-inducible protein CPRF2. The record is from RefSeq and is a predicted model, not a curated record. NCBI's taxonomy places the organism in Eukaryota, Viridiplantae, Streptophyta, Magnoliopsida, Sapindales, Anacardiaceae. Gene Ontology annotation, biological process: regulation of DNA-templated transcription. The transcript is spliced from 6 exons. Bases 141 to 1364 code for a protein of 407 amino acids. Gene Ontology annotation, molecular function: DNA-binding transcription factor activity.